This is a messenger RNA of Peronospora farinosa, 393 nucleotides long. Lineage: Eukaryota; Oomycota; Peronosporomycetes; Peronosporales; Peronosporaceae. The record is from the annotation of a GenBank genome assembly.
AUGAAGCUCCUGCUUGCAGCAUUCGUAGUGAUUGCAGCUCUGUCUUCGGUCGUAAAUGCGCUAGACCGAUACAAUCUGCUGGAAAUAAUGGCCACCGUGCACAGCGAUCAUCGAAUCAACACCAAGUAUGAUGACGUGGCACUCGAAAGAAAAGAGCGCCAUUGCAAGAGUCAUUACAUGCAAGAUGGCAGUGACAGUGGCGAUGAGGUGUGCGGCUCAAAUGGGAAAAAGUACAAGAACCUUAACGAGUUUAACCUCCACAAGUGCCUGAUAAAGGUUCAGGAGGGCACAGUGAUGACAGUUAUGGACAUGGAGUUCGGCAAGAAUAGUGAAAGUGAAGACAUGGAGCAUGUCAAGGAAGAAAAUAACUCGUCCAAUCCUAUACAAAGUUAG